Messenger RNA from Nerophis lumbriciformis (worm pipefish), 1575 nucleotides. Lineage: Eukaryota; Metazoa; Chordata; Actinopteri; Syngnathiformes; Syngnathidae. The record is from RefSeq and is a predicted model, not a curated record.
AUGAAGUCUGCUAGUCUCUUGGAGGCCUCCCGUCGUCUUGUGUGGCCAGCCCCUCCCUUUGCAAGGGUGUGGCGCCUCCAUCCAGAUGUGGUUCGCACGAUUUGGUGUCUUUUCGGCAGGGCUUGGGUCAAUCUCAUCGCCUCCCGGGAGUCGACCCACUGCCCUCUCUGGUUUUCCCUGGGGGAGCACUCCAGCCCUCUCGGUCAGGACGUGCUAGCCCACCCAUGGCCGAGGGGCCUGCUCUACGCCUUCCCGCUGCUCCCUCUGAUCUGGAUGAGGCUUCAGAGGCUUGAGUAUGCCGGUCAGUGGAGGUUGUUUGUGGAGUGGCAUACGGGCCAUGGGGAUGACCCGGGAGCCACAGCCUGGUCUCUGCAUUCCUUAAGUGGGCCCAAGGGCUCCGCCCCCCCUCUGGCUGCGGCCAAGCCUCAGUGGGUGGCCCGCGAGGCGCCGUUCCUGCUGACCAUUGCCUCUGCUUUGCGCGUCGGCGUAUUGCUCGCAGUUUCGAUUUGCUUGAGGGCGGUCCUAGAACUCAUAAAUGAGGCGGACCAUGGAGGAGUUUGGCCAGAACGCUGGCUGAGCGGCAACUUCUGCAUGGAGAGCAAGGACCAUUCAGAGCUCUGCUUUCCACAGCUGGCCAACCUGUCAUGCAAGAAGUUCAUGUUGGAAUCAUCUGAAGAUGUUCUUAAUGCUCUGCUGUCUUUAACCUGUGUCCUUACUGUGAUGCUCAAUUUGAUUGUCAUUGUUGCAAUCUCCCAUUUCAGGCAGCUUCACACUCCCACCAACCUGCUCCUCCUCUCUCUCGCCGUCUCCGACGUCCUGGUGGGCCUCCUGGUGUGGCCUACUGAUAUCUAUCUCAGAACAUCCUGCUGGGCUUUUGGCGACGUAGCAUGCAUUUGCUAUCAGUUUGUCUCCUUCAUCAUCGUGUCCACCUCAGUGGGAAACAUGGUGUUGAUAUCAGUUGACCGUUACAUUGCCAUUUGCGAUCCUCUCCACUAUAAGGAGAGGAUCACUGUGAAUAGAAUCCAACUUUGUGUUUGUCUCUGCUGGUUUUUGUUGUCUCUGUACUGUUGCUUUCUUUUGAGGGAUCAUCUUGUUCAUCCAGAAAAAUGCAGGUCCUGCUAUGGGGAAUGUGUUGUGCAUUCUAACGUACAUGAUGGGAUUACUGUUAUGGUUGUGAUUUUCAUCCUCCCUCUCAGCAUUAUUGUCACACUGUACACCAGAGUGUUUAUGGUUGCCGUGUCUCAGGCGCGAGCCAUGCGUUCUCACGUCACAUGUGGCAAAGUACAGAAUUCCAUCCGUUUAGGCCCAAAGAAAUCCGAGCUGAAAGCGGCCAGGACUCUCGGUGUUGUGGUUCUCGUUUUCACUGCCUGCUUUUGUCCAUUUUACAUUUUUUCUCUCGUAGGUGACUUAAGCUUUUCAUCAUCUGCACAUUAUGUUCUCUACCUGUUUAAUUUCAACUCAUGUGUGAACCCUUUGAUUUACGCCCUGUUCUACCCCUGGUUUAGAAGAACUGUUAAACAUAUUGUUACUCUGCGCAUACUGCAGCCUGGCUCCUCUGGGGCCAAACUGGUGUAG